Nicotiana tabacum (common tobacco) is the source of this 867-nucleotide messenger RNA. RefSeq lists its product as uncharacterized. NCBI's taxonomy places the organism in Eukaryota, Viridiplantae, Streptophyta, Magnoliopsida, Solanales, Solanaceae. The record is from RefSeq and is a predicted model, not a curated record.
GCCGCCGCCGUCUUCGUCGUCGUCGAUGGCGUCAUCAGCAUCUGCACGCAGUGCGGCUCCACCACCUCAGCCGCCUAAGGAAUCUUUUGUCCGUCGUUAUAAGUACCUCUGGCCUAUGCUAUUGGCUGUCAAUUUCUCUAUCGGAGCUUACCUUUUCAUGAGGACAAAGAAGAAAGAUGUGGGAACCGAGGAAGGAGAAAUGCCAUAUGUUCCUAGCGCCGCUUCAACAACAGCUGCUAUGGCAGUUGGUGAAAAAGAAAAGGAAGUCACUAAAGAAGUCGCCACUCCACCUCCUGUGCUGCCUGUGAUUGUACGUGAGCCAAUACCUGAGAAUCAACAGCGUGAACUAUUUAAGUGGAUGUUGGAAGAAAAGAGAAGAGUUGAGCCAAAAGAUCACGAGGAGAAAAGGCGCAUUGAUGAGGAGAAAGCCAUUCUCAAACACUUUAUUCGAGCCAAGUCCAUUCCAGUUUUGUAGUUUCUGACUCCUGCGAACUUUCAGUACUCCUGGGCGUGGAUGAAAAACUUAAUCUUCAGGUUGGACUUUUUCAUCUUUUUGUUUUUCCAAAUGCGAGAAGGUGCUGACGUAAUGAAUCGAACAACGAAUCGAUGUCCGAUCUCUAUCUCCAAGUCUUUGGUUUUUCACAAGAAACCUUGUAAAUUUUGCAGGCUUUAACUAUGAAUUUUCACUAGCUAGAAGACAUCAUAUAGUUUUUGUUGUCUUUAUUCUAUCUUUACCCAAAUUGGAAGACUGAUGUAUUACUCUAGUAGAGAAUCAGCUUUCCAUUAAAAAUGUGAACAUGGACAAAAGCAGAAUAUUGCCUCCUAUUAAAGGUGGCGCAUUGAGUCAGAAGACUGUUAGACUUGCAA